Messenger RNA from Gigantopelta aegis, 1884 nucleotides. RefSeq names its product putative ferric-chelate reductase 1. Bases 344 to 1636 code for a protein of 430 amino acids. The transcript is spliced from 13 exons. Lineage: Eukaryota; Metazoa; Mollusca; Gastropoda; Neomphalida; Peltospiridae. The record is from RefSeq and is a predicted model, not a curated record. Gene Ontology annotation, molecular function: oxidoreductase activity, acting on metal ions.
UAAACUAAUAAUCAUAUUUCAGAAUUGUAAUAUAUUAGUAUUCACUGUAUUGUGGAAGAAAUAAUUGUUUAUUGCAAAAACACUAUAAAUCUAUUGAUACAAACAGAAAAUAAAGUAAAUCAAUGUGGGAACUAUAUUCUGGAAAGACCUGACAUCCGAUAACCUCUUAUUGUUCGCUGGCUUCACAGCGGAUAGAAAAGUAAAAUGUGAGAAGUGUUUAUCAACAUCCAAUGAUCCAUAGUAUUACGCCUUGGAAAUCAGAAGCUGUAAAUUAUUUUAAAUGUUAACAGCUGUUGAACAUGGAACUGUUAAAAUGCCAAGGUGUCCAUAACAUACUUUUGAAAUGAAGACGCUAAGUUGUUUCUUGUUGCUCCUGCUGUGUGUGGACAUUGUGGGAUCCACAUUUGUCAAACCAACUACCUGUGGUACUACAAAAGGUUGUUACCAUGACUGCGACACUUCCGGACAGUGCUCGUUUGUAGUCACAUGGAAGGAAAAUGGUGCCAACAUCGACUUUGAGAUCAAGGCCGUGAACACCCUGACUGGUGAUCAAUGGAUGGCUAUUGGGUUUUCACACGACGAUAAAAUGGGAGACGAUGCUGUCACGGAAUGUGUCAUGGCGUCUGGUACCAUGCUGGUGAAAAAUUCCUUCAAUACAGGCCGGUCAAAUUCCAGAUUGACCCCAGAUCCUGAUACUGGAAUCACCAAUAUUGUGGGAAGUCACAUAAACAACAUAUUCCAGUGUUCGUACACACUGCAGAAGUCGGGUAGUCCUCAGAAUGUAGAUCUCAACAGCCACUACUUCAUACUGUUUGGCAGUGGUCCAGCCUCUUCUGCUGGCAGUAUUCAACAGCACACAGACAAUCCGCUGGCAUCAUCGAGCAUUGCAGACUUUCAGAAAAUCGAAGAGAUAUUUGCAGUUGAACAAGACUUUGAUCUCGUUAAAGCUCAUGGUUCUCUGAUGGUUAUUGCAUGGAUAUUUGCCGUCAGCAUUGGGGUCAUCCUUCCUAGAUUCUACAAACCAAUGUGGCCCAAAUCCAAGUUGUUUGGUGAAAAAGUCUGGUUUCAGCUUCACCGAGGUUCCAUGAUGGUGGCUUUCCUCUCGACCAUCAUAGGUUUCAUUUUAAUCUUCGUCUUUGUUGAAGACUUCAGUGAGUUGAACCAAAGUGAUAACCUCAAAGUGGCCCACCCAAUCAUUGGUGUGAUUGUCACGGUCUUGGUUUUUAUCAAUCCCACCAUGGCAAUAUUCCGUCCUCAUCCUGGCACAAAGAACCGACCGAUAUUCAACUGGGCGCAUUGGGGAGUGGGCACUCUGGCUCACAUUUUAGGAGUGGUGAACUGUUUCCUCGGGGUCCGAAUGGGAAAACCAAACCUGCCUGAAUAUCUUAUCUACAUUCUUGCUGGGUUUGUUGUCUGGCAACUGUUGUUUGAACUCAUCAUGCAGUUGCAUCAGUGUUUUGCAAAUAAAAAGGGCAGUGACGAGUAUGAAUUGCAACAAAGUGGAGAUGUACAGGUUCGAACAACUCAGCAGGUGGUAGAACAGAAUAGUAACUUGAAGAUGUUUCUGCUGGGAGUUCAUGUGGUGGUCGUGUUUGGAUUCUGUCUAGCAGUCGUCAUCAUUAUUGUAAUAGCAUAAGACUGUCACAUGGUCUACGUAAAGCAGACCGUUAAAAAAAAUAUCUUUUAUCACAUCUUAUUACCAUUAUAAAGUUGCAGGGAUGUGAGAGCUAUGCGGAAAUGCAUAAAUGCGCUUUUUCAUUUCAUCUAAAAAAGAAAAAAACUCAUGAUGUUCAGUACUGUUGACCACAAGUUUAUGAUGUGUGCCUUAUAUUAUAAGUUAUAACCAGUUUAGAUUUGUUAACAAUGAAUACAAUUUUUGGCAGU